UAAAUGGCCCAGUGUCGUCAGCAGCUCAUCUUCCUUGAUGCACAGCCAGGGAAGACCGCCGGUGGACUUUAUUGUUGGAGAACAGGAUUUGAAAUAAUAAUAAUAAAAGCCGCCGCCAACUUUUAAUCUUCCAGUCAACGGUUCCCGAGUUCAUCACGUCAGAUAUAUAAAACUUCUUCUCCAUCUUCAUCUUCUUCAAUCCCUCUCCUUCAUCAAACAAUAUGAAUCAGAAAUUAGGGUUAGCUUUUGGUUCAGCUCCUGGAAGUAACUCAGAUAAACCUGUGGAAUCAACUGGUCUGGCACUGUCUCCAGGUCUUGGAGGCAUAACCAUGGAUAAAUCGGUGGAGUUCUCAUAUGAAGAACUUGCCCAGGCUACUGAUAACUUCAGUAUGGCUAAUAAGAUUGGCCAAGGUGGCUUUGGCUCUGUUUACUAUGCAGAACUGAGAGGCGAGAAAGCUGCAAUCAAGAAGAUGGACAUGCAAGCUUCAAAAGAAUUUUUUGCUGAACUAAAGGUCUUAACACAUGUUCAUCAUUUGAACCUGGUCCGAUUGAUUGGAUACUGUGUAGAGGGUUCUCUUUUUCUAGUUUAUGAAUACAUUGAGAAUGGCAACUUAAGCCAACAUUUGCAUGGCUCUGGGAGGGAUCCAUUGUCAUGGUCCGCUAGGUUGCAAAUUGCCCUUGAUUCAGCUAGAGGCCUUGAUUAUAUCCAUGAGCAUACUGUUCCUGUUUAUAUCCAUCGUGAUAUUAAGCCAGCCAACAUAUUGAUUGACAAGAACUUCCGUGGAAAGGUUGCAGAUUUUGGGUUAACAAAACUAACGGUUGGAGGUUCAUCGCUUCCUACACGUAUUGUGGGUACAUUUGCAUACAUGCCACCAGAAUAUGUAAUUUAUGGAGAUGUUUCUCCAAAAUUGGAUGUCUAUGCCUUUGGAGUUGUCCUUUAUGAACUUAUUUCUGCCAAGGAUGCUAUUGUCAAGAUAAAUGGUUCUAGUGGUGAAACACAGGGCCUUGUUGCUUUGUUUGAAAAUGUUCUCAAUGAACCUGAUCCUAGAGAAGAGCUUUGCAAAUUGAUUGACCCAAGGCUUGAAGAUAACUAUCCACUUGAUUCAGUCUUAAAGAUGGCCCAGCUUGCCAGGGCAUGCACAUACGAGAAUCCUCAAUUACGUCCAAGUAUUAGAUCUAUUGUGGUUGCCUUGAUGAAUCUUUCAUCCUCAACAGAUGAUAGGGAUGUUGGGUCCUUCUAUGAAAAUCAAGCUCUCGUCAAUUUAAUGUCUGGAAGAUAGAGGCUUCGCAUGCGGGGAAAACAUGAAAAAUGAUAUAUGAACAAUGCAAUAAUUAAUUAUAAUUGAGUACAAAGUACUUGAUAAAAAUUUAAUAUAACCAAUUCUUUUUUUCUUGAUUGUAUACACAAA
This is a messenger RNA of Hevea brasiliensis (rubber tree), 1409 nucleotides long. RefSeq names its product chitin elicitor receptor kinase 1. The record is from RefSeq and is a predicted model, not a curated record. Lineage: Eukaryota; Viridiplantae; Streptophyta; Magnoliopsida; Malpighiales; Euphorbiaceae. Gene Ontology annotation, molecular function: transmembrane receptor protein kinase activity; ATP binding. The transcript is spliced from 8 exons. The coding region runs from base 222 to 1280 and encodes 352 amino acids. Gene Ontology annotation, biological process: protein phosphorylation; innate immune response.